Messenger RNA from Plasmodium gallinaceum, 2343 nucleotides. Its product is annotated as zinc finger protein, putative. Bases 1 to 2343 code for a protein of 780 amino acids. Gene Ontology annotation, biological process: ubiquitin-dependent protein catabolic process; protein ubiquitination. Gene Ontology annotation, molecular function: ubiquitin protein ligase activity. The record is from RefSeq and is a predicted model, not a curated record. Gene Ontology annotation, cellular component: cytosol; ubiquitin ligase complex. The transcript has 4 exons. Lineage: Eukaryota; Apicomplexa; Aconoidasida; Haemosporida; Plasmodiidae.
AUGAAUUAUUUUCAUUUUUUUGUAUAUACUCUUCUUACAUUUAUAUCUUUUUAUGUGUCUUUUUUAAAUUUUAAAUCCUUUUCUCAUUACAUUCAAAAAAAAUGGAACAUUUUAUUAAUAUGGAACUUAGAGUUUUAUAUUAUAAGACUCAUUAAUAAGUUUUUUAAUUACAUUUUUUUAGGAAAUAUUCUAGCUAUAGAACGUCAGAAAGCAAGAGAAGAGUUAAUCCAUCAGUUGAUGAAUUUAUUAAUUUUGAUAUUUUUAAUCACUUCGUUAAAUAUUAAUGAAGUAAUUUGUUGGAUAUGUAUAUUUACUCCGUUGAUAUAUGAAUCAAUUAGAAUAAAAAUUAUUAAGGAAAGGAUUUAUCUUUUUAAUAAUUUUAGAAUGGAAAGGAAACAAAGAAUAAAGUUGUUGUCGUAUGUUUUUUUUACUUUAAUUGAGUGUGUAAUUAAUUUAAAAAUAAUUUAUAAUUUGUUCUACAAUUUAAAAAGCUCAAUCAAAGUAAUAAUAUUAUUUGAACCAAUAAUUAUUUGUAUAAAUUGCCUAUUUUUAAUUAUAAUUUCAUCAUAUCAUUAUUUUAAUUCAAAAAUAUUUUACGAAAAGCCAACAUAUUUUUAUUUUUUAUUAAGUUUAAAUAAUAUUAUUUGUAAUUUAAUUCAAAUGUUUGAAUAUAUUUAUAUGUGGUUUUUUUAUGGCUCAUUUUUAAAUUUUAUUGAUUUCUUUCUCCUUUUGAAGUUAAAGAAUUGCUUAAUUUGCUUAAAAAAUAAUUACAAAUCUACUAAAAAUUGUUUCAUUAAUGAAAAACUAUUUAAUAAUUAUUUUAAAAAUGAAGAUAAGAAAUAUCUAAAAUUAAACAAUAUCAUUUGUAUCAUUUGUAGAGAUUAUAAUUAUCACAUUAAUUAUAAAAAACUUACCUGUGGUCAUUCUUUUCAUAUUUCAUGUUUAUAUUUACUAUUUGAAUAUGAUAAGAGUUUUCUUUGUCCUAUAUGUAGGAGAGAAAUAAAAUAUGAAUUAGAAGAUUUUGAAAAGAACUAUGAUAAUUUAAAUAGUAACUCAAUAAAUUGUAAUACUGUUAAUACUAGUAAAGAAGAAGAUACGAAUGAAAAUAAAAAUCAUAUUGAAAAAUCUGUUAAUAACAGCAUAUGUGAAAGUUCUAAUGAUCAUGUUAACCCUAUUAGUCAUAAUCAAGAAAACUAUGAUAAUAUAAAUAUAUAUAAUGCUAAUAAAAGUAAUAACAUUAAUGAUGAUAACUGCAAUAACGAGAUAUACAAUGUAAAUCGUCACAAUUUAACGAUUAAAGGAGAUAAAAAAAAUUUAAAUAAUGAGUAUAACAAGAGUAUUAUAAAAUUUGAAAAAGUUUCAGUUAGUAAUAUAUAUUUCAAUGUAUACAAUGAAAUUUAUGAUCACUAUAACAAAAAUAAAAUAAAUUAUAAUGAUAUUAUUGUUUAUAAUUACAAUAAUGAUAAAUAUAUGAAUUAUAACAAUAAUAUUAAUACUGUAUAUAUUAAUAAAAUUUAUAAUAAUUGUGUAAAUAAAUCUAAUUAUAGUAAUAGAUACAAUAGUUUUUCAUUAUCACAACCGAAUUAUAAAAAUGAUAAUAUUUUAUCUAUUACUAAUAUUGAUUCCAAUAUUACUUUAUUAAGUAAUGUUAAAAAUAAUAUAACAAGUAGUAAUUUUUCUAGAAUAAAAAAUAUUGAUGAUAAGUAUUAUGAAAGGGUUAUUAAGGAUAAUAUUUCUUUACUGAAACAAGUUAACAUAAGUUUUAACAAUAUAUUAAAAAGUAAAAAUGAAUAUUUUUUUACUAACGUAAAAAGAUGCUAUAAUAAAAAAUAUGAACAUGAAUAUUUAGGAAUAGAAAAUAAAAUAUUUAAUAUAGAAAAAUAUGAUUUUAAAAAAUACAUAACUAUUAGUAAUAAUGUGAAAAAUAAGAAUAUAUUUUCUUAUAACCAGUAUAAAAUAAAAGAUAAAGAAUAUGAAUUAAAUCAUAAAUGUGAGAUUCAAAAUAAUAUAAUGAAAAAUAAGAGUGAUAAAUUAGAAGAAAACAACUAUAAUAAAUUAGAACACAAUAAAAAUUAUGAUGAUGCAAAAGAAGAUAAACAUGAAUCAAUUGAAAAUGAAAAAACGAAUAAAUUUAAGUUUAUUAGAAAAUUUAAUUUAUUUAAAAGAUCUAAAGAUAAAAAUACAACUUUUGUAAAUCAUAUGAAUUCUAAAAAAAGAAGUUAUAAGUUAAAUGUUUAUGAUUUUUUUAAAAAUUUAAAGGAAAAGAUUCGUAGUCGAACUGAGAUAAACUUAAAUGAUACAAACAAGAAAAAUAAAACACUCUUUUUUAAAAAAAAAAACUAA